AUGCUAUGCUGUGAGCAGAAAAUCGACGAGAUCGCAAAGGGCAUCGAUAGUAUUACCCUUCUUCUCUCGCAAAACGCGUCUCAACCGGUGCAAGGAACUGAAGCGAAUACCAUAUGGCAUCCUGAUCGAAGUGCUUCAGCCAGACCCCUCACGAAAAGCCAACCACUUCUGUGGGAUCACUCUGCCCACAUAAUCAAUUUUAUUAAGACUGUCGUGGAAGACAAGAAUCCACAAUACGUGGAAUCUCAUGCAGCCGAACCGCUCUCGUCGUUAAGAAAACUUGUGCAAAUACUGGAAGACCCUGGUGCUUCUCCAUGCUCGGGUUUCAAGUUCAUGAGAAGUCAAUCUAACCCGCCGAUGCCCCCUUUGGAAGCGGUCGUCACUGUGUUACGUUGGGCUAAGGACCACGAAGGAUACUCGGGUAUUGCGCGAAUAACUGAAAUACUCCCUGUAGAAACUUUUACCGAUAUAUGUCGAAUGGUCUACUUUGCAGUUGACGAUUACAGUGAAGUAGACCUCAUCCUCGCUAAUGGAUAUCUCGCCUGCGCAUUCUCACAACAUUUUCUCGAAUAUGGGCUCCAAGACUCCCGAAAAUACUGUAACAUAUGCCGACAAAACCUCCAUGAAGGUCUCGCCCGGUUUCCACUUCUAUUACCGGCAUCUAUGGAGGUUAUUGCUGCCUUGACUCUUGGGGUAUACGACGCAAUCGAAACCUCCAGAGCCACAACCGCGUGGAGAUUUGUUUCGGCGGCAUCGAGUCUUUGUCUGACAUUGGGCUAUCAUCGGAUAACCUCAACAAAGGAAGAGAACCAAUCUUUACGAGCAUCUCAAGAACGGCUUUUUUGGUCUAUUUAUAAAAUGGACAAAGGGCUUUCACUUCAGCUUAGUCGACCCUCCAAUAUACGUGAUGACGAAAUCACGUUGCCGAGAUCCGACAAAGAGCCGAGACAAAGGAGGCUUGGUAGAAUUCAGGGGAAAGUUUAUGAUCAGCUUUAUAGCCAAGCAAGUUCAUCUAGAUCAAUAGAUGAACGGGGUCGUUUGGCUGAAACACUGGCUGAAGAACUAAGAGGACUGAUCAACGAAACACACACCGAGAUCUUUGCUGCUGCUGCUCAAGUUGCUGAAGACGGGUUUGAUCCUCUAAAAGGGCUUUAUCUGCAAUGCGAUCUGGUUUGUCAAGCUUCGUUGCUCACUUUGAUUCUCCGGGCUACUCCCUCGCGACCAGACUCGCUCGGCAGUGUUUCAGAAGACUGUGUUGCAGUUGCUCGUGAUGUUUUUGACGUUCACCAGAAAUGCAUGAUAGACUUGCGUAAAUGCAAGGACCCAAUGAUGGUGACACAAUAUAUCAACUGGGCUAUCGUGCAUAUCCCUUUCGUUCCAUUCAGUAUUCUCUUCACACACGCUGUUCAGUUUCUAGACCUCGCCGACCUAGAAAGAUUAGACACUUUUGCCGCAUCGUUGAAGCCUGACACAGUUGACGGACAGGAAUCCAUUACACAUCCUCAUAGGUUGUACGAGCUGCUCUGCCAGGCUGCAAGGCUCUAUAUUGAUUCUAGAAACCCGUCUUUCCCUGAAGACUCGACUCUCAUACCGGAGAAUCUAGAUAUCUUUGGCUUAUCGACAUUCGGAACCGAGCCGGACGCUGAAAGUGAAAGCUUUCACAUGUCAAGUCUCCAGACGCUUGGCCUGAAUGAUUGGUACCACAACAAUCAGCAAAUAAUGCGUUUACUGAACGAAGAUUCACUCUUCUAA
Molecule: messenger RNA, 1752 nt
Organism: Talaromyces rugulosus
Lineage: Eukaryota; Fungi; Ascomycota; Eurotiomycetes; Eurotiales; Trichocomaceae
Exons: 6
Coding region: 1-1752 (583 amino acids)
Biological process (GO): DNA-templated transcription
Molecular function (GO): DNA binding; zinc ion binding
Source: RefSeq, a predicted model, not a curated record